This is a messenger RNA of Gadus chalcogrammus (walleye pollock), 2314 nucleotides long. RefSeq names its product MyoD family inhibitor domain containing (gene mdfic). The transcript is spliced from 4 exons. Lineage: Eukaryota; Metazoa; Chordata; Actinopteri; Gadiformes; Gadidae. The coding region runs from base 1 to 768 and encodes 255 amino acids. The record is from RefSeq and is a predicted model, not a curated record.
AUGGCGUUCGUAGCGGCCAUCGUUGGAUCCCAACCCCCCCACCCCCACCCCCCUGCCCCACCUAGCGUGCGCCCCUGUGACUGGACCCAGCCCACCACGCCAGGACCACAACGUAAACACCUAACCUUUCUCGCUUCAUGUUUUCCAGCUCAGCCCCAGCGGAGUCCCUCAGAGCCGGGCCAGAGAGACGCCUCCCGCAGCCACAACGGCCUCCGCUACAACGCGGUCAGCACCUCCACGCGAAGCCCCAGUGACCAGGACGCCCAGCCCGGCGCCGACGACGCCGACGACGCCAACGCCCCGGCCGAACACACCAUGGUCCCUCCCAUGUGCACUUGCGGCGCCAACCUCGCUCCGAACGGCGAGAACGGCGGCCAAACUCCCGGCGUGAGGCCAACGUCGGAGCAGCCGCGCAGACAGCCGUCCAUGCCCGUGUCCCAGAAGAUGACGCGCAAGCUGAGGUCCAGCUUGUCGGUGAACAGCGAUAGCAGCAGCUCGCAGAAACCGCCACUACCCGAGGACUGCUGCGUGCACUGCAUCCUGGCCUGCCUCUUCUGCGAGUUCCUGGCGCUGUGCAACAUGGUGGCCACGCAGGCGUCGUGCGGCGUGUGCACGCCCGAGGUCUGCUGCUGUUGCUGCGGCGACGAGGCGGGCGACGACUGCAACUGCCCGUGCGACAUGGACUGCGGCAUCAUGGACGCGUGCUGCGAGUCCUCGGACUGCCUGGAGAUCUGCAUGGAGUGCUGCGGCAUCUGCUUCCCCACAUAGGAAGCGCUGGGGGCCACGGUGGGGAGGAAGUGGACGAGGAGGAGGAGGAAGAGGAGGAGGGGUCGACUUCCUGUUGUCCUCUGACCCGACCCGUCUCACUUCCUGUCACGGUUUUUAGUUUGGGGGGAUUCCAACCUGAGGGUGGAUGAAUAGGGUGUGUGUGUGUGUGUGUGUGUGUGUGUGUGUGUGUGUGUGUGUGUGUGUGUGUGUGUGUGUGUGUGUGUGUGUGUGUGUGUGUGUGUGUGUGUGUGUGUGUGUGUGUGUGUGUGUGUGAAAACUGUUUGUGGUGCUAUGAGUGUAUCAAGUUAUGUGUGUGUGUUGAGUUCCUGUGUGUGUGAGUUUGUGUUGUUGGAGUCAUAGUUUGUGUGUGCAUGUGCGUGUGUGUGUGUGUCUAAUCCUGCCUGAUACCCUCUUCCCCACAGCAGUCUAAACAGGGGCCAAUAAAGAUUCAACUCUCAUUGACGCAAACCACAGGGUAUAAAAAAAUUCAAUGUUUUUUAUAUGUCCGUGUAUGUCACAUAACAUUGUGGAAGCUGUUCAUCUGUAGCUGUUGAUAUGCUUUUUGAAUCAUUAUCAUAGGUGAUAAUUUAGUAGAGUGUGAGGUCUUUACAGUUGUGUUCCAUUUCUGCAACGCCUUUACUCCUUCGAUUUCCAAUAACUCAACUACUGUAGCUUGUUAGAAUUGCGUACCUGAGUACAACUCUAUAGAACUGGAUCGGUGUGAAACAGGAAAAACCAAAAUAUCAAAAACUCUACGUGUUUCUUUUUAUUUACCUGGAACAUAUGCUUCAUAAGUUUCCACGUGUUAGAUUGUGCUUGUGGACCAUUAAUGUAGUUAUUUUUAUAUAUUUCAUAGGUUCUUGAAUUAGUAUUAGAAAUACCAAGUAUUAGAAAUACCAAAUGAUGUAUCAUACCAAAGACUCUUCAUCUCUAUCUAAAUCAUUUUAUUAUGUUUGAAUUGGAAUUGGAGUCUUGCCUUGACUGGAUUUACUGGUGUUAGAAUUGGGUAGUAUUGGAUUUACUGGAACUAUCGUAAAAAUACAUUCCAUCAUAUUUAACGGGUUUGACUAGUUCUCUAAAGAGUAUAAGACGUUUGGGGAUAAAAUGUAAUUGGCAAUUCCCUAUUUUUACCCUUUUAAAAUGACAGGGGUUUGUCAGUUACACAUUGCACAGUGUUACCCUUUGGUAUUUUUUUCACAAACAAUGCACAGUGGCUGUUGUUAAUACUUGACAUGUUUUAAACUGCACUCUGAAAAGAAAAUGGCCUCCCUGAGAAAUUAAAAAACAAAAAUCUCCCGGCACUGGGUUGUCCAUAAGAAGCCUUCAGGUUUCAACGCCUGUUGAUUAAAAAUACAAAUCACAGAACUGUCAGGACGGCAAAAAACAGUGUUAAGUUAAAUCAGGGUAAAAGUGACUUGUACAACUUUUAUUGUUUUUCUUACAUUUCAUUACGGGAAGAACCCUAUUCUGUGUGUAUUUUUUUGUAUGUUGUGAAUUGCCGUGAGGCUUCGUCACCGCCUGAUUUGGGGGGGGGGGGGGGGGGGGG